AUGCAGUUCAAGAUCGCGCUCCUAGCCGCCGCCGCCGGCCUCCCGUAUACGGCCCUCGCGGCCUCGGGCUCCGGCGUGUCGACGCGCUACUGGGACUGCUGCAAGCCGUCGUGCGCGUGGUCGGGCAAGGCUGCGGUCAGCAAGCCCGUCACGACGUGCGACAAGAACGACAGCCCCCUGGCCGACGCCGACGCGCAGAGCGGAUGCAACGGCGGGCCCGCCUUUGCGUGCACCAACAACUCGCCGUUUGCCGUCAACGAUAACCUGGCGUACGGGUUCGCCGCGACGGCGCUCAGCGGCGGGACCGAGUCGAGCUGGUGCUGCGCGUGCUAUGCGCUCAAGUUCACGUCCGGCCCUGUCGCGGGCAAGACGCUCGUCGUACAGUCAACCAACACGGGCGGCGACCUGGGCAGCAACCACUUCGACCUCAUGAUCCCGGGAGGCGGCGUGGGCCUCUUCGACGGCUGCACGCCCGAGUUUGGCGGCAUCCCCGGCGCGCAGUACGGCGGCGUGUCGUCGCGCGCCGAGUGCGACCAGAUGCCCGAGAAGCUCAAGGCCGGCUGCUACUGGCGCUUCGACUGGUUUCUCAACGCCGACAACCCGAACCUGACGUUUGAGCAGGUCAAGUGCCCGGCGGCGCUGACGGCCAUUAGCGGGUGCGUUAGGCAGGACGACGGGAGCUUUCCGGCGGCUCCCAGCGCGUGA
Molecule: messenger RNA, 705 nt
Organism: Purpureocillium lilacinum
Lineage: Eukaryota; Fungi; Ascomycota; Sordariomycetes; Hypocreales; Ophiocordycipitaceae
Biological process (GO): carbohydrate metabolic process
Molecular function (GO): cellulase activity
Source: RefSeq, a predicted model, not a curated record